Molecule: messenger RNA, 4719 nt
Organism: Pelobates fuscus (common spadefoot toad)
Lineage: Eukaryota; Metazoa; Chordata; Amphibia; Anura; Pelobatidae
Gene: EEA1
Product: early endosome antigen 1
Exons: 29
Coding region: 151-4365 (1404 amino acids)
Biological process (GO): endocytosis
Cellular component (GO): early endosome
Molecular function (GO): 1-phosphatidylinositol binding; metal ion binding
Source: RefSeq, a predicted model, not a curated record
AUGGUUUGAAUGAUCGAGAAGGAGAGUCUCCCUGUGUGCCUAUGAGCGCCGCCUGUCACUGGAAUACGAUAUAGAGGACAGGCCGGGCCUGGUUAUCGCUGGUUCUCCACGCGGGCUGCACACAGGAGCUGACCGGCACAGACAGCAGCCAUGUUCCGCAGGAUAUUACAGAUGACUCCAGGGAGAGUUGGUUCUCAGAACUCAGAGUCCGAAUCUUCUGCAACCCCAGGAAGCACUGUUAACAAUGAAAAUACUUCAGAGGGCUUCAUCUGUCCCCUGUGUAUGAAAUCCCACGCAACGGCUGAAGAACUUUUCCUACACUAUCAAGCUUCUCAUGAGCCAAGCAAUGACCCUGCACAUGGAGAAGACCACGUAUCUCCAAAAAGCGAUGAAGCCCUAUUGCUUCGACAGGAAGUUCAAGACUUGCAGGCUUCUCUUAAGGAAGAGAAAUGGUAUGCAGAAGAGUUGAAGAAAGAGUUGGAAAGAGCUCAAGAGCAACUGAAGCAAGUAUCUGUGCCAGAUGGGAUGACCACAGUUGCAGCUACAGAGCUUCAGUCUUUAGAACAGCAGGUAGAAGAAGCCCGGACGGAAAUCUUUAAUAUUAAGCAAAUGAAGGACUUGUUUGAGCAGAAAGCAGCCCAGCUGGCCACCGAAGUUGUUCAGUUAAAAUCAGAAUAUGAUGAAGAAAAAGGUCACCUUGCAGCCGCAAAAGAGAAAGUUGAAUAUUUAAACCAGGAACUCGAGUCAAAGUCACAUUUAAUUGAAGACUUAAAGACAGAGUUGCUCCAGCGGCCUGGAAUUGAAGAUGUUGCUGUGUUGAAGAAAGAGCUUGUCCAGGUUCAGACGUUGAUGGACAAAACCACUCUAGAACGUGAGAAGGAAUCCGAAAAGCUAAAAGAUGAGUGUAAACAGCUGCAUAUGCAAAAUGCUAACUCAGAGGCUACUAUUAGCCAGUUAAAAGCUGAGCUUGCUAAAGGUCCUCAAGAGGUUGCAGUGUAUGUGCAAGAACUCCAGCAACUGAAGAGUUCAAUGACAGAGUUAUCUCAGAAAAACGAGAGUUUACUAGAAAAGAUCUUAAAGAAAGAGUUAGAUUACACCAAGCUGGAGGAGAAGCACAGUGAAGAGUCCACAGCCAAGAAGAACCUGCAAGUUGCUCUGAACCAAAAGGACGUGGAAUGUCAGCAGCUUCAAGCUCGGCUCUCUGCUGGGGAAACCUCACUACAGACAGUCAGGACAGAGUUGGCCGAGAAAGUAGAAGCCAAUCAGAAACUGAAAGAGGAACUCUCUGAGGUAGAGACCAAACACCAGCAUCUGAAGGCCGAGUUCAAACAGAUUCAGCAGCAGCGAGAUGAGAAAGAGCAGCAUUGUCUGCAGCUGCAAAGCGAAAUAAAUCAGCUUCACAGCAAGUUACUGGAGACAGAGCGCCAGCUAGGGGAAGCUCAUGGAAGGCUGAAAGAGCAGAGACAGCUGUCUGCUGAGAAGCUGAUGGACAAGGAACAGCAGGUGGCAGAUUUGCAGCUGAAGCUCUCACGUGCUGAGGAGCAGCUUAAAGAAAAGACAACCACCUCUAGCGACCUGCAACACCAACUGGAAAAGAUAAGGCAACAGCAUCAAGAACAGCAGACCCUCCAGCAAAGCACAACAUCCAAACUUAGGGAAGCACAGAAUGAUCUUGAACAAGUAUUACGCCAAAUUGGGGAUAAAGACCAAAAGAUACAGAACCUCGAGGCCUUACUAGAGAAGAGCAAAAAGAAUAUCUCUUUGCUGGAAAAAGAGCGGGAAGAUUUGUAUGCCAAAAUUCAAGCUGGGGAAGGAGAAACUGCUGUUCUGAACCAACUUCAAGAGAAAAAUCAUGCACUGCAUGAACAGCUAACACAGCUCACAGAGAAGUUAAAGAACCAGUCAGAAAGUCACAAACAAGCUCAAGAAAACUUGCACGAGCAAAUGCAGGAGCAGAAAUCACAUCUUCGAGCAUCACAGGACCACGUACGGUCUCUGGAGACAACCAUUAGUGAGCUCAAUGGCCAACUGAACGAAAGUAAAGAGAAGAUGUCCCAGCUGGAUUUGCAGAUCAAAGCGAAGACUGAACUUUUGUUGUCAGCAGAAGCAGCAAAAACAGCCCAGAGAGUAGAUCUCCAAAGCCACUUGGAUACAGCACAGAAUGCAUUGCAAGAUAAGCAACAGGAGUUACAUAAAGUAAACACUCAGCUUGAACAAGUGACAACAAAAUUACAGGACAAACAGGAAUACUGCGUUCAGAUGGAGUCAAAUCUGAAGGAAUAUAAAGAAAAACAUCUCAACCUAGAACAGAAGUCUGAAGCCUUAGAAGGGCAGCUUAAGAAACUCGAAGCAGACCUGGCUAAUGUCAAAGCCAGCCGAGAGCAGACCAUGCAGGAACUACAGCAACAAAAACAACUGAGCACGCAGCUGGAACUCAAAGUCACAGAGCUCUCCAAACAGCUGGAGGAUGAGAAGGGAUUAGUAUCUAAAGCUAAGCAAGAGUUACAAAAGAAAUCCGACUCUCUGCAGCAGUCAAAAGAGGUGCUCACAAAGCACGAGGAAGAAACAAACAGCCUCAAGGAAAGGCUGGAGAAACUCAAGCAAGAUUUAGAGAAGACGACAAAGCGAAUGCAAGAUGCUGUAGCCAGUGGAGAGAAGGUCAGGCAGGAAAGAGACUCUUUACAGAAGGAGCUCACUGAUGCCAAAGGCAAGCUGGAAAAGAAUAGUGGUAUCUUAAAGGAGUCCAAGGACGAGCUUGAAAAAGAACGACAGCAGGGAAGGCAAAUGAUUCAGAACAUUGAGAAAUCACAUGAAGAAGUGAAAAAUAAACUCCAAACGCAGGCUGAUUCUGCAGUUAAGGAAGUAAAAGAACUCAAAACUACAUUGCAGAAAAAAGAGGAGGAAUCCUCCAACUUGAAGGCUGAGCUUGACAAGGCACGUGGCUAUGUUGCCAAACUCCACAGUUCAAUCAAAGAGAAAGAAAAGCUUGAACAAGAACUCAAGAGCAACUUGAAAAAGAUCCAGGAUUCCUCUGAACAAGAUAAAAAACUUCAGAAAACCGAGAUCGAAGCAUUGACUGCAAAAUUGGCACAAAAGGUAGAAGAAGAGGGAGUAUUACAGCAACAAAUAAUAUCCGUGAACAGUGAUCUGGAUACGGAGAAGAAAAAGCUUUCUGAUCUGGAGAAAGCUAAUGGAGCCUUGCAAGAGAAAUUCAAUUUGUUGCAGUCAGAUAUGUAUGGGAAGGAGUCUGAAGUGUCCGCAAUACAGCAGGAUCUCAAAUCUGCAGACGAAAAGCUUGUCCUGGCACAAGAAGAGCUAAAGUCUAAUAGGAAUGAAAUAAACAGGCAGAAUAACGCGGUCCAGGAACUUACCGCUUUGAAAGCUACCAUGGAGCAGGACAUAGCUAAAAAAACAAGCCAAGUGAAACAGCAGGAAAAGACCCUGAAAGAAUUACAAGAACAGAAGGCCUCAACUGAAAAAGAGUUGAAUGAUGAGAAACUGAGAGCAACUAGUUUAAGUUCUCUGAAGGAAGAACUUGAGAAGGACUUGACCAAGAGGAGAGAGGAACUAAAAAGUUUUAAAGAGGAGUACCAAAAGAAAACCAGCAAUUUUGAAGAAGCAAAACAACUAUUGAUUCAGCAGAAGUUGGAACUUCAGGGCAAACAUGACAAUUUAACGUCCACAAUUCAGCAGGAGAAGAAAGUUCAGCAGAGUCUAAAAGAUGACAUGAAAAGAAAGGAGGAGGAAUGGAAGAAACAAAGCAUCGAGCUCAAAGAUAAACUGAUAACAGAAGCAAAAGAAAAAGAAGAGCAAAAAAAGACAUCUGAGGAGAAUGAGUCCAAACUAAACAUGCAGAUCACUGCGUUGAAUGAGAACAUUGCGACACUCAAGAAGGAGUGGCAGAGCAGCCAGCGCCGCGUCGGUGAGCUGGAGAAGCAGACGGAUGAGCUGAGGGGAGAGAUUGCAGUGCUAGAGGCAACUGUCCAGAAUAACCAAGACGAAAGACGUGCCCUUCUAGAAAGGUAUCUUAAAAGCGAGGGAGAAAUUGAAAAACUUCAAGCCAAAGUAGUAGAGUUAAGGAAGAAAGUAGACGAAACGUCGUAUGCCAUGGAGGAGCUGGGCAGAGAAAACCAGUCUCUACAGAUUAAACACAGUCAGGCACUUAAUCGGAAAUGGACCGAGGAUCAUGAAGUUCAAAAUUGUAUGGAAUGUGGGAAAGGGUUUUCUGUAACAAUUAGAAGGCAUCACUGUAGACACUGUGGGAAUAUAUUCUGUGCCGAAUGUUCCGCAAAGAAUGCCUUAACGCCUUCCUCCAAAAAGCCUGUCCGUGUGUGUAAUACAUGUUUUAAUGACUUGCAAGGAUAGGGAUGGUUGUUUAGUUAGACUCUGCAAAUUACAUUUAGUAUUUUUGGUAAUGCACUUCGUAAAAAGCACUCAAAGUACUUAUUCCUCUGGAUGACGAUUGUAAAAUUCAACAAUAUAAAAAAAAAAUAUCUUUUGAAAUGUUUUAUUGAUACAGAUGUAAAAGUAUUGUGUUUUUCAUGAAAUAUGACCUUCAUUCACUCUCUGCAUCAUGCUCUCUUCUUGGAAGAUUACUCUUUGUUUUUAAGAUUCAGUUUGUUUGGCUGCUUGUAAAUAUGAGCCUUACAGAAAUGAAACUCAAUGUGUUGUUUUUGUUUUUUUAUACUUCAGUAAAUCAGGAAACACUUCAGUAUAAAA